This is a messenger RNA of Coffea eugenioides, 2088 nucleotides long. Its product is annotated as putative disease resistance protein RGA4. NCBI's taxonomy places the organism in Eukaryota, Viridiplantae, Streptophyta, Magnoliopsida, Gentianales, Rubiaceae. The transcript is spliced from 2 exons. The coding region runs from base 23 to 871 and encodes 282 amino acids. Gene Ontology annotation, biological process: defense response to fungus. The record is from RefSeq and is a predicted model, not a curated record. Gene Ontology annotation, molecular function: ADP binding.
CGUCUUUGCAAAGGAAGACCCAAUGGCGGAUGCAUUUCUUGGUGCCACUAUACAGUUUCUAGAGGGGAAAGCAAUAACCUUGGCUUCCCAGCAGAUUAGCCUUUCUUUAGCCUUUAAGAAAGAUUUGCCGAAGCUGAAGAAAACACUUGCCAAGAUCCAAGCUGUUUUUCAUGAUGCAGAGCAAAAGCAAGUCACCCUCGAGUACGCGAAGCUUUGGCUGAAGGAACUUGAAGACGUGGCUUUUGAUGCUGAUAAUUUGUUGGAUGAUCUCAAUUAUGAAAUGAUUCUGCGCAAAGUUGAGAUUCAGAAACAGGUGAAGAGGAAGGUAUACUUCUCCUUCUCACUCUUCAAUCCCAUCAGAUUUCGUUUCAAAACGGCAAAUAGAAUUCGAACAGUCACUAUGGAAUUGAAAAGAAUUAAUGAAGAAGCAAAGGGCUUUGGCCUCCAGUCACAAAAUGGAGGAUUAAUGAAGAACAGAGAGACUAACUCUGUUACUAUUGAUUCAAGCUUUGUUGGAAGAGAUGAUGACCUCUCGAUAAUAGUGACAGGGUUGACUGCUGCGAUUAAAAAUGAAAUAGUCCUGGUUCUUCCUAUAGUUGGCAUGGGCGGGAUUGGAAAGACCACCUUGGCUCGAAAAGCUUUUAAUGAUUUAAAGAUUGAAAAUCAUAUUUUUGACAAGAGAAUAUGGGUAUGUGUAUCAAAAGAUUUUGAUAUCAAUAGGCUUUUUAGUUCGAUUAUAAAAUCAUUGCAAGUCCAAAAACCCGAAGCUGAGGAUAAAAAGGCCAGAGUCAAGCUGCUAAAAGAAUUAUUGGAUGGCAAAAAGUAUCUAAUGGUUCUUGAUGAUGUGUGGAAUGAGCAAGCCACACUAUGAAAUGAUUUUCUUGGGUCUUUGAAAGGUAUCAGCUCAUCCAAGGGGAAUUCCAUUCUUAUGACCACCCGUCAGCAACAAGUGGCAGCCAUGACAAGAAUUUCUUCUUCUCCAUGUUCUUUGAAAAAAUUGCCAGAUGAUGAAUGCUGGCUCAUUCUCAAAGAAAAUGCAUUUGGUGCUGGGAAAGUGCCGGAUGGAAUGCAAGACAUAGGAUGCGAGAUUGCAAAAAAAUACCAAGGUGUACCAUUAGCUGCAAGUGUACCCGGCAGCAUAUUGCGCAACAAGGGAAGUGAUGAAAGGCUUUCAAUUUUGGAGACUGGCCUUCAAAAUUUAGGUGGAGAUGAAAAGUUGAGUGUUCAUCAUCUUCCAUCUCCAUCGCUGAAAAACUGCUUUGCGUAUUGUUCAAUUUUUCCCAAAGACAUUGAAAUAAAUAGGAGUCAGCUACUUCUAACUUUGGGCAGCAGAAAGAUUUCUUCAUUCAAAUCCAAGAAACAAUAUGGAGAUGGAGGAAGUUGGAGAAAUGUUUUUUUCGAUUUUGUUGGAUACUAACUUGUUGCAAGAUGCUGUGAAGGAUGAGUACAGGAAUGUCUUGAAUUGCAAAGUGCAUGAUCUUGUGUAUGAUUUGGCAGUAUCCAUCUUCAAUUAUAAACCCUUAAGGUUGAAAGGAACUAGAACGUAUUACGACGAGACCCUUUCUACUCGGUAUCUUGCAACGGAGAAAAGUGACGAAGAAAUACCAUUUCCUUUGCAUGAGAGUUUCAGUAAAAUCAUUGCCUGAUUGGUUUGGGAAGCUUUCGUGACUUGUACAAGUCGGGCUCGACUAUUGUGAAAGGCUAGAGAGUUUACCUUCCAACCAAUCAAUGAGAAGCCUCACCAAACAAAGAUGGCUGCGGAUUGAAGGUUGUCACCUUCUACAGGAAAGAUGCAAUCCAGAGAGCAGCUGCAGCAGCAACGACCCCAAUUCUGAGUGGUCCAAGAUCUCCCAUAUUCCUGAAAUCACUAGCAAAUUGAAGGAGUCUCUAUGUAAAGUUCAUGAUAAUGUAAAUUUCCCAGUUAAAGAUCCUCUGAAUUUCUCUAUUUAUAUAAGUUUCUUUCACCAUUUCCUCCUCAAACUCUUUCUGCUAAACAAUUGCUGCAAAAGAUCUUGCUUGCUGCUAAACAAUUGUAUGUGUGAGAGAGAGAGAUUAAUAUUUUAUUUUUCCGGAUGACUAUUCAUUUGU